This is a messenger RNA of Tripterygium wilfordii, 570 nucleotides long. RefSeq names its product putative ribonuclease H protein At1g65750. The transcript has a single exon. Gene Ontology annotation, molecular function: RNA-DNA hybrid ribonuclease activity; nucleic acid binding. The record is from RefSeq and is a predicted model, not a curated record. The coding region runs from base 1 to 570 and encodes 189 amino acids. Lineage: Eukaryota; Viridiplantae; Streptophyta; Magnoliopsida; Celastrales; Celastraceae.
AUGUCAUCAUUAAGGCAUAUUUUCUCUAAGUCUCACUAUUCCAGUUCCCCCCCUCAACACUCUCCACCUCUUCCUGCGUCUAGUCAUUGGAUCCCUCCUCCAGUAGGGAGAUUGAAAAUAAAUGUUGAUGCAGCUUGGUCGGUUAUUAAUUCUUAUGCAGGUGUGGGGGCGGUUGUGAGAGAUGCUAAUGGGGUAAUAUUAGCUUCUAGCUUCAAACGCAUUCCCUCAGCAGGGGGAAGUCUCUAUGCAGAAGCUACUGCCUUUCUUUUCGGAAUUGAGCUAGCCGUGGCCUUGAAUAUUACUAGCUUUAUUCUUGAGGGCGAUGCGCUUAUUAUUGUCUCUGACCUGAACUCCAAUAGGACCGUGCUUGCCCCCUAUGGUUCUUGUGUGGAUGCCGCUCUUCUCCUUUUGCAGGACUGUCACUGUGAAAUAGUCCACACCUCUAGGAGCAAUAAUCAGCUAGCUGACUCCUUGGCGCGUCAUGGAAUGAACUGUUUUGAUUCUGUUAUGCUCAUGGGACAUGUUCCCCACUAUUGUAAUAUCUAUGCUAUUGCUGACUCUUCUAUCUAA